This is a messenger RNA of Cryptotermes secundus, 4556 nucleotides long. It is a transcript of the gene Mat89Ba, whose product is annotated as nucleolar protein 6. The transcript has 21 exons. Gene Ontology annotation, biological process: tRNA export from nucleus; rRNA processing. Gene Ontology annotation, cellular component: small-subunit processome; UTP-C complex; CURI complex. NCBI's taxonomy places the organism in Eukaryota, Metazoa, Arthropoda, Insecta, Blattodea, Kalotermitidae. Bases 402 to 3911 code for a protein of 1169 amino acids. The record is from RefSeq and is a predicted model, not a curated record.
UUAGAGCACUAUAAUAAUUUAGGAGCGAAUUCAACAUAAAUCUUGUUAAGAAAAGAGUGUUAUUAAAAAAAUUGAACGAGAUUAAGCGCACAAAAUUGCUUUUAUCAAAGGGAUCAGAUAAUCAGAUUAUUUUUCAUUUAGCGACAUAGUGAAUUUCAGAGCUAAAUACGGCUAUAUACUGAAUUUUUUUUUGUAUUUAAAAAUCUUCCUUGGGCCUAUAAUAAACGCAGCUUCCAUCACCACAGAACUACCUCUUAGAAGUGAAAUUUACCACGUUGUUCCCAUAUAUUUCUUGGGGAAGGGAUAGAUAAAUUUGUAAGCCCUCCUACAGCCUACAAGUCCUGGAUUUUACAGUGUUUCCACUGUCAGCAGAAGUUAAUUGUUAUGAAGGAAAUGAAGCUAUGGAAUAUAAUAAAUUGGAAAAGUCAGAUAUGGAUGAUGGUGAAGAAGAUAAUAUAAGUGAGGAUGAAGAUGAUGAGAAUGAUGAUGUAGGUCCAGAAAAGGAGGAACGGAAUGAAGGUAAUGAUGACAGUGGAAUGGACGAAGAAAAUAAGCCACUGAAGAGGAAAUACGUUGAGGAUGAAAAGGAAGGUACAAAGGAAAAACGAAAGAAGGUUAAGCCAGUGGACGCUGGUCUGUAUAAGCCUCCAACUGUGAAGGAGCUGAAUCAGCUCAGGGAGACAGAGAAUCUGUUCCAUUCAAAUCUGUUUAGGUUACAGAUACAAGAAAUGUUGAAGGAAGUCAAUAUAAGGGCCAAAUAUAGGACCUUGUUUCACUGUUGGAUGGAAGAUUUCAAGAAAACUCUUGAAAACAUUGAAGAAUAUGAAGAUUAUGAUAUAAUGGAUCGCAAUUGGCUGAAAGAAUUUAAUUUGAAAAUUCCUAUACCCUACCUACCUCAAAUAAUGGGAGUCUUCAAGUUCAUAAAACCAACAUCAGUUUCAGUGGUUGGAUCAUUUGGAGCAGGCUGUUGUCUUGGGCCCAAUAUCAAGAUUGACUUCAGAGUUGAAAUGCCACAGAUUUGCUUUGAUGUGAAGGACUACCUAAAUCACAAGUAUCAUGUGAAACGAGCGCUCUAUCUAGCGUACAUUGCUGGAAAACUGCAGGAAAGUGAGCUGGUGGAAGAAAUGCAAUUUUCACAGAGCUGUGGUAAUCCUUUGAAGCCAGUCCUUGAGGUGAAGCCCAAGGGAAAGCUGGGUAAACGGGUUAUUAUUUUGGUGCACCUGACAUCUCCUGCUGGUGUCUUCAAACUCUCACGUUUCUCUCCAGAGAAAAACAAUGUACGCCCAAAUUGGUAUUUUAAAGAGAAUGAAAGAGUGGAAGAAGAGUCCCUUUCACCAACUCCGCAUUACAAUUGUAGUAUACUGAAAGAUCUUGUCCUGGCUGCAAAUGAGGAUUAUCGCACUAACAUUCUGGAAAAUAACCCAAACCUGAAAGAUGGAAUUUUACUUCUGAAGGUUUGGUUGAAACAAAGAGGACUAGAUCAGGGUUAUGGCUGUUUCAGUGGCUACAUCAUGUGUAUGUAUGUUCUGUACCUGCUGCAGUCUCGUCGCAUUAACAGUGUCAUGAGCAGUUACCAGGUUGCAAGAAACACCUGGAACAGUCUGGCAAAAAGUAACUGGACUACAGAUGGUAUCAGCUUAGCACAAUCAUUACCCCAACAGUCUGUUCCUAAUUUCCAUCAUCAUUUCGAAGUUGUAUUUAUUGAUGUGACUGGCUCCUGCAAUUUUUGUGCUAACAUGAGCAAGGAAACUUUCUUGUGGGUGAAACAAGAAUGUGACUUGGCAGUAAAAUGUUUGGAUAAUCCAAAUAUUAACAGCUUCCAGGCCCUCUUCAUGACAUCCAUGCCUUUCUACCGUCAAUUUGACCACAUUAUAAGGGUGCAAGAUUUCACCAUGAUUAAGAAGCUGGUAGAAGAACACAGUCCUCGAAUGCAGAAGUUGGAUUAUACAGGCCAUGUGUAUCCUCAAGCAUUGAGUCUAAUCCUUGAAGUACUGAGGAAAGGUUUGGGCCAACGAGUGAGGCACAUCAGUAUUGUAUUACCGAGUACUGAGCGCUGGCAGCUUUCCAAGUGUCCACCUAUGUCAGGUCAACCGAUAACACUGGGUUUAACCUUGAAUCCAGAGUUUGCUUUCAGCGUUCUGGAAAAGGGACCAGGGGCAAAUUUGCCAGAGGCAUUUGAAUUCCGAAAAUUCUGGGGCAAGAAGUCAGAAGUGCGUCGGUUUCAAGAUGGAAGUAUAUCGGAAGCUGUUGUAUGGAAUAGUGGCUCAGCAACAUUGGCUCAGAAACGAAUGAUAUGUCACAAGAUUGUUACUUACCUUCUCAAUGAAAAAUUUGGCUUUCCCACAGAGAAUGGAAUCAUAUAUGUGGCAGAUCAGUUGGAUUCAUUGCUAGAGCGCAGCAUGCUACUUCCCGCUGAUUUUGAGUAUGGUACUGGUGAAGAAGCAACAGUGAGAGUUAUUGGUGCUCUAGACAGUCUUGGGAAACAAUUACGGCAGUUGAACGACAUUCCGCUGGAAGUGAGUGCAGUUCAAGGAACAUCAUCAGUGUGCCGCUACUGUGAUGUAUUCCCACCUCUCUCAUCUUCAUGUAAAGUACCUAAAGAGGUUAGGAAAGAAGGAAAGAGCCACUUGCUGCCUACAGAAAAUGCGCUAGUUAUAGCCCCUCGUUGGAUCACUCCUGUUGAUGCAAUUAUUCAACUGGGAUUGAGUGGAAAGUGGCCAAAUGAUUUAUGUGCUAUUCAGAGGAUCAAAGCUGCAUUCUACAUUAAGAUUGCAGAGGGCCUGUCAGAACAGUUCCACCUUACAGUUCAGCCAUAUCCAGACUGUGUCCAAAUUUUGAAGGAUGGUUUCGUGUUUUGCUUACAUGUGGCAUACCAACGUGAAAUAUCUCUCCUUAAAGAGACAACCACUCCAGAGGGAGUUACCAAGUACAGAGACACAGAAGAAUCACUUGCACUGGAGAAGAGCAUUGUUCACCUUCCGAAACUGACGAGUUCAUUGCAUGGCCUGCACCAACAGUGCUCAUCAUAUGGUCCAACUUGUUGCCUUGCGAAGCGUUGGAUGUCAUCACAGUUGCUGGAUCCUCACCACUUCCCAGAAAUGUGUAUUGAGUUGUUAGUCGCAUCCCUUUACCUGAUGCCAGAACCAUAUCAGCCACCAAACCAGCCACAGCUUGGGUUCUUUCGGUUCCUUCACCUUUUGGCUCACACCAACUGGCAGACUGAGCCUGUUAUUCUCAACCUAAAUGCUGAGAUGACCAGAGAAGAUAUCCUGGAAAUUGAAACAUGGUUUCACAGUCACCGCUCUACAUUGCCUCCUUUGUUCUUAUCAACGCCAUAUGACAAGAAAAAUUCCAUCUGGACAAAGGAAGCUCCAUCUCUGCAGAUACUUAUACGUGCGGCCAUGCUUGCUGGGGAGGCUCUUAGAGUUAUAGAAAGCCUGUUGUUCUCAGCCAUAAAAUCAGAUUGGAAGCAAAUCUUUCGGCCAUCUCUAGAAGCUUUUGAUGUGCUAAUACAUUUGUUCCCCAAGCUGAAUUCUCGUCGCUAUGAAGCAGUGGAUGUAAAGUCUGACAAGUCAAAUUGUCAGCUUCAGUCUUAUCUCAAAGAGCCUGGAGAAAAGAUCCCAGUUACAGGCUUCAACCCUGUUAACUGCUUUCUAGCAGAGCUAAGGGAGAAUUACAGUGAUUAUGCACUAUUUUUCUAUGAUAUGUAUGGAGGUAAUAUCAUUCCUGUACUUUGGAAGCCGUCAGCCUUAUUGCCAAAAGAUUUUAAAGUGUCACAUAUAAACUGUCACAAACCUUCUAAAGAUGGUUCCAAAGUUGAAUUGAAUGUUGAUGCAAUUAUAGAUGAUUUCUAUAUUUUGGGAAAGGGUGUUGUUUCAACCAUUGAUGUGAAAUCUGGCAGUGCACUGUGAAGAAUGUCACUGCUGAAAGAGCAGGUAACAGUAUUAGAUGGAGCUAAACCCAAUCCCAGGACCAGGGUAAGGAGUGAGGCAAGGUGCCAGAGGUUUUAGGGAAGAGAAAUUGAGAUACAGUUAAUAAAUUGGAAAAAUGUAUACAGGAAGUGGAUUACUGUCCUGUUCAGAGAUGGAGCAACUUUACAGAAAGAGAAUGAUAAUGACGGAUGUUCUGAAUCAUCAUCAUCAUCGAUCAGAGUGGGCCAUCUAACAGUGCCCUAUCCAGUCUCUUCUGCCUCCCAUAAGCACUUCCAUUAUUUAUUUAUAUAUCCACUGACCCUACUGUGUAAUCUUCUCAAACUUAGGCCAUCUCUGUUGUCACUGCUGUCCCUAAUGGCUUACUUAUUCAUCAUCUUUAUAUUUGGAAUCUCUUGGACCCUUUUGUCAUCCAUAUGUAACACCUGUCCAUGGUAGUGCAUCCUUAAUUUCAACAACUUUUUGUGUAGUGUUUUAACCUUCAUAUGUUUCCUAAGUCAUAGUAUCAGGUUGUAUCCCUUUCCCAUUCUUUAAUUUUUAUAUGGAAGUUUAUUGAUAAAUCAAGCCUGCAUGUACAUGAGUGGUUUUAUAUUUGUUAAUAAAAAUAACAAAGUUUUGCAAAACGUU